Messenger RNA from Cloeon dipterum, 8212 nucleotides. It is a transcript of the gene cher, whose product is annotated as filamin-A. The record is from RefSeq and is a predicted model, not a curated record. NCBI's taxonomy places the organism in Eukaryota, Metazoa, Arthropoda, Insecta, Ephemeroptera, Baetidae. The coding region runs from base 197 to 7453 and encodes 2418 amino acids. The transcript has 37 exons. Gene Ontology annotation, biological process: actin cytoskeleton organization. Gene Ontology annotation, molecular function: actin filament binding.
AAGCCCAGGGGCGAGCGUGCGGACGGACAGACGGCCGGUGGGCGAUUGCAGUGCGAGCUCGGGCGUCGCGCCGGUUGCCGAUCGGGCCAGGGGCAGCGACUGACGCCGGCCACCGACAGGUAUCGCGAGCGGCAGCAGGCCAGGCGGAGCCUUCGCACCAGCAGCAGAUAAGCCGCGCUCCGGACCCCGCCCAACAAUGCUCAACAAUGAGCUGGAGCCGUGCAGCGGCAACGGCGGCGAGGGCAGUAUCGCCGGCGACGAGGACGAGAUGGUGGCCACAGAGCGCGACCUGGCCGAGGACGCGCAGUGGAAGCGCAUCCAGCAGAACACGUUCACCAGGUGGGCCAACGAGCACCUCAAGACUGUCGAGAAGCACAUCGGCAACCUCGAGAGCGACUUGUCCGACGGCCUCAGGUUGAUCGCCCUGGUCGAGGUGCUCAGCGGAAAGCGGCUGCCCAAGCACAACAAGCGGCCCAACUUCCGCUCGCAGAAGCUCGAGAAUGUGUCCGUGGCGCUCAAGUUCCUCGAGGAUGGAGAGGGCAUCAAAAUCGUCAACAUCGAUUCUACUGACAUUGUCGACUGCAAGCUCAAGUUAAUUCUCGGCCUAAUAUGGACGCUCAUUUUACACUACUCCAUUUCCAUGCCCAUGUGGGAGGGCGAAGAAGACUCGAACGAAAAGGGCGCCACUCCCAAGCAAAGACUUCUGCACUGGAUUCAAGCUAAAGUUCCUGACUUGCCGAUCAAAAACUUCACCGAUGACUGGAGCAGCGGAAAAGCGGUCGGCGCGCUCGUCGACGCUUGUGCGCCAGGUUUGUGUCCCGACUGGCCCGACUGGAACCCCACCGACUCGCUGCAGAAUGCUACCGAGGCCAUGGGACUGGCUGAUGACUGGCUCAACGUCCGUCAGUUGAUCAAACCCGAGGAGAUGAUCAACCCGAACAUCGACGAGAUGUCCAUGAUGACCUACCUGUCGCAAUACCCGAACGCCAAGCUCAAAACCGGCGCUCCGCUGCGGCCGAGGACGAACCCCAACAGCAUCCCUCCACCGCGAGUUCGCGCCUAUGGACCUGGUAUCGAGCCAACCGGCCCGGUCGUCGGAGCCCCCGCCAAUUUCACCGUGGAAACCUUUUCCGCGGGCAAGGGACAGGUCGACGUCACGGUCACGAAUCCAUCUGGAAAGCCUGAACCCGUGGACGUGCGUUUCAACAACGAUCGCAAUCUGACCUACAGCGUUUCGUACACGCCGCGCGACGAGGGCAAUCACAAAGUUUCGGUCAAGUAUGGCGGACAAGAAAUUCCCAAGUCACCAUACACCGUGCUGGUCGAGGGACACGCCGGCGACCCUUCAAAGGUCACCGUCUCCGGACCUGGCAUCCAGCCUGAAGGAGUUGUGGUCAGCAGACCCACCUACUUUGACAUCUUCACCAAAGGCGCGGGCAAAGGAGUUCCAGAGGUGAUCAUCCUCGACCCUGCGGGCCUGAAAAACACUGUGCCUGUCAAGAUCAGACAGACGAGUCCAGAUGAGUGGCGGUGCGAAUACGUUUCCACGGCAAUUGGUCUGCACUCUGUCAACGUUUUCUUCGCCGGACAGCCCAUCCCCAACAGUCCAGUCGGCGUCAAGGUUUCAGCUGUCUCUGACGCAAAGAAAGUCCGAGCUUCGGGACGCGGCCUCCAGCCCAAGGGUGUGAGGGUUCGAGACGAUGCGGACUUCAAGAUUUACACCGAGGGCGCUGGAGAGGGCAGCCCUGAAGUCAGGAUUAUUGGACCUGGUGGCGUGAACGAGCAAGUGAAAAUGCGCAAGGUGGACGGCACGACGUACGAGGUGGUGUACCAGCCGCGCAAGGAGGGCAGAUACAUGGUGAUGAUCACGUUCGCCGGCAAGGAGAUCCCGCGCUCGCCCUUCGAGGUGGCCGUCGGGCCGUACAAGGAGACGCUGAUCAGGGCCUACGGCCCUGGUCUGAGCGGCGGCGUGGUCAGCUAUCCGGCCCUCUUCACGGUGGAGACGAACGGAGAGACCGGAGCACUAGGCUUCAGCAUCGAGGGACCGUCCAAAGCGGAGAUCGAGUGCACCGACAACGGCGACGGCUCCGCAGACGUCAGGUACUAUCCCACGCAACCUGGCGAGUACGCUGUGCACAUCCUCUGUGAUGACGAGGACAUCCCCAAGUCGCCCUAUAUCGCUCAAGUCCUGCCCAAGACUGAUUACCACCCUGAAAAGGUGGAGUGCCAUGGUCCAGGACUGGAGCGUGACGGCGUGAUGCUGGGAAAAGUGGCGCCCUUCACCGUGGACACCCGCAGCGCCGGCAGCGCCCCUCUGGACGUCCAAGUCAACGACGGCAGGGGUGACGUCGUCCCUGUGAACAUCAUCGACAACAAGGACGGCACCUACAGCUGCUCGUACAAGCCCAUUUCGGGCGCCAAGCACACCAUCCAGGUCAAUUACGGCAGCGUUCCGACCAAGAACAGUCCCUUCAGGGUGUACGUUGCCGAGCCGACCAACGCGGAUAACGUGCUCAUCUUUGGGCCUGGCGUCGAGAAGGGCAUCAAGUCCAACGCGCCCACGCACUUCAACGUCGACUGCAGACAAGCCGGGCCAGGUGAUCUGGAGGUGGUGUUGAAGAACGAAAGGGGCCUGGACGUGCCUCUGCAGGUCACGGACAACGAGGACAACACGUACACCGUGGACUACUGCCCGCCCACCGCCGGUAACUACACCAUCAUCUGCAGGUACGGCGGCAAGGAAGUGCCUCAGAGCCCGAUCAGGGUCGCCGUGCAGCCGUCGGUCGACGUGUCCAAGAUCAAGGUCGACGGACUUGAGCCAACCGCUCCGGUCAACAGUCUGCAGCAGUUCAGGGUGAUCACUCAGGGCGCGGGCAAAGCCGACUUUGCCGUCGCCAUCACCAGUCCGUCGGGCGCCAAAGUCAAGGCGCACGUGAUCCCAACGAGUGAAGGCUUCCUGGUCAACUUCACGCCGACCGAGCUGGGCGAGUACCUGCUCAGCGUGUCCUUCGGCGGAGAGCCGCUGCCGCAGGCGCCCUUCCGCUUCAUGUGCAUGCCGGGCAGCGACGCUAGCAAGGUUCGGGCGCACGGCCCUGGUCUUGAACGGGGCGCGGUGAACAAGCCGGCCGAGUUCGUGAUCGACACAAGGGGUGCGGGUCAGGGCGGCCUGGGGGUGACCGUGGAGGGGCCGUGCGAGGCGGCCAUCAACUGCCGCGACAACGGCGACGGCACCUGCUCGGUCGCCUACCUGCCCACCGAGAUCGGCGACUACAGCGUCAACAUCACCUUCAACGACCAGCACAUCCCAGGCUCGCCCUUCCAGGCCAUGAUCGUGCCCGAGGUCGACGUCAAGAAGAUCAGGGUGCUGGGCAGCGGCAUUCAGCCGCAUGGUGUGUUCGUCGACUCGCCGACCGAUUUCAUGGUUGACUCACGCGCCGUGAACAAGAACAACGACGGAAAGGUGUCGUGCACCAUCACCAAUCCAUCAGGCUCGCGGCUGGACAACCUGAUCACGCCGCAGCCCGACGGCACCUUCAAGAUUAGCUACACGCCGUUCGAGGAGGGCAACCACACCAUCGAGCUGACCUACAACGGCGUGCCCAUCCCCGGCUCACCCUUCAACGUCAACGUCAAGAGGGGAUGCGACCCCACUCGCUGCCGCGCCUACGGCCCCGGUCUCGAGAAGGGCCUCGUCGACAAGCCGAAUGUGUUCACUGUCGAGACCAGGAGCGCAGGCACUGGCGGUCUUGGAUUGGCCAUUGAAGGCCCCUCCGAGGCCAAGAUUUCCUGCAAGGACAACAGGAAUGGCUCAUGCACCGUUGAGUACACGCCGUCCGAGGCUGGAGACUACGAUGUUAGUAUUAGAUUUGCUGACCAACACAUCCCCGGAUCGCCUUUCAAGGUUCCUGUAGAAAAGUUUGUGGACGCCAGUUCCGUGACUGCAUACGGUCCUGGUCUGGAGCCUUCCAAAUGCCGAGCCGACGUGCCUUUGAACUUCAAGGUGGACGCCACCAAAUCUGGCAAGGCGCCACUCAACGUUGCCAUUCAGUCUGAAAAAGGAAACAUCAAGCCUGAGGUGAAAGACAACGGAGACGGCACCUACGACGUCACCUACUAUCCACCAUCUGCAGGCUCCAAUGUCAAAGCGAGCAUCAAGUACGACGGCAAAGACAUUCCCAACAGUCCUUAUCAGAUGAAAGUCCUGCCAACCGCCGAGCCAGAGAAGGUGAAGAUCACCGGUCCUGGCGUGGCCAACAAGAGCAUCCCUGCCUCGCUGCCCGUCGAAUUUUUCAUCGACGCCACCGACGCCGGCUACGGAGACCUGGAGGUCCAGGUUUUGGGCCCUGACGGCUACCCGAGGAACGUGAAAGUGGUCGAGAACGGUGACGGAACGUUCAAGGCGUCGUACAUCCCCGACGACUGCGGCAGAUACGUGAUCAACGUGUCCUACGCCGGACAAUUGCUCAACCGCAAUCUCGGCUCGCAGGCCCACGCCGUCGGCGAGGCCGAGAAAUGCAAAAUCACCGAGGGGAUCCAAACAGACCUGGCCAUUGGCGAGGAGUACUGCAUCACCGUCAACACCAAGGGCGCCGGCAGGGGUGCUGUCACCUGCAGGAUCAGGUCUACCUCCGACUCUGGAAGUGAUUUGGACAUUGACAUCGAGGACAACGGCGACGACACUUUCAGCAUUUACUACACGGUGAAGGACGCCGGCGAGUACACGCUGAAUGUCAAAUUCGGCGGGCAGCCCGUGCCCAACGGCUUCUACACUUUCACCGCUGGAAAAGAGGAAGCGGACUUCGUGAAGCGGUCCGUGCACAAAGACAGCAGCAGCCAGACGACCAGCAGCAGGAAGGAAAAGCAGCAGGGCUACCGAAUCGUCGAGCUCCAGAACAUUCCAUUGCCGUCGACUGGAGGCCACGUAUCAGCUGAAAUCAAAAUGCCAAGCGGUCAGAUUGACAAGCCUCAUAUUGAGGACAACAGAGAUGGAACUGUUAGCUUACGGUACGACCCCCGAGAGGAAGGUUUGCACGAACUCAGCGUCAAAUACAACGGAGAGCACGUUCAAGGAUCGCCUUUCAAAUUCCACGUGGAUUCCAUUAGCAGCGGAUAUGUGACCGCCUACGGUCCUGGCCUGACUCACGGAGUGUGCGGAGAGCCGUCCAACUUCACCAUCUCGACGAAAGGCGCUGGAGCAGGUGGACUGUCCCUUUCGGUGGAAGGUCCGAGCAAGGCGGAGAUUAGCUGUCACGACAACAAGGAUGGCACCGUCUCGGUAUCCUACCUGCCGACGGCCCCUGGAGAAUACAAAAUCUCGGUCCGGUUUGGCGACAAGCACAUCAAGGGCAGUCCGUACACAGCCAAGAUCACCGGCGAGGGACGCAAAAGGAACCAGAUCUCUGUGGGCUCGUGCAGCGAAGUGUCCCUGCCAGGAAAGGUGUCUGACCAGGAAAUCAGGUCGCUGAACGCCUCGAUCCAGGCGCCGAGCGGCCUCGAGGAGCCGUGCUUCCUCAAGAAGCUUCCCAACGGCAACCUGGGCAUUUCCUUCACGCCCAGAGAGAUCGGCGAGCACACCGUGUCGGUCAAGCGCAUGGGAAAACACAUCCAGAACUCGCCGUUCAAGAUCGAGGUGGCCGAGCGGGAGGUGGGAGACGCCAAGAAGGUCAUGGUCACCGGCAGGACGCUCAUCGAGGGCGAAACCCACGUAGACAACACAUUCACAGUGGACACACGCAACGCAGGGUACGGAGGUCUUUCGCUUUCCAUUGAAGGCCCCAGCAAGGCGGAGAUCCAGUGCAAGGACAACGAGGACGGCACCCUGAACAUCUCAUACAAGCCGACCGAGCCGGGCUACUACAUUGUCAAUCUCAAGUUCGCCGACCACCACGUCGAAGGCUCGCCGUUCACGGUCAAGGUCACCGGCGAAGGCUCCAACAGGCAGAGGGAGAAGAUCCAGAGACAGAGGGAAGCGGUGCCGAUCACCGAGGUUGGCAGCGAGUGCAAACUCACCUUCAAAAUGCCAGGAAUCACGUCGUUCGACCUGACGGCAACUGUGACCUCGCCGAGUGGAGUGACGGAAGACGCGACCAUCGAGGAGGUGGAGGACGGCCUCUACUCCGUGCACUUCAUUCCCAAGGAGCUGGGCGUGCACACCGUGUCUGUCAAAUACAAGGAGAUCCACAUUCCUGGUUCGCCCUUCCAGUUCACGGUUGGUCCGUUGCGCGACGGCGGCGCCCACCGCGUGCACGCCGGCGGCCCCGGCCUCGAGCGCGGCGAGCAAGGCCAGCCGUGCGAAUUCAACGUGUGGACCCGCGAGGCCGGCGCCGGAUCUCUCGCCAUUUCGGUCGAAGGCCCCAGCAAGGCCGAGAUCGACUUCAAGGACCGCAAGGACGGAUCCUGCUACGUCAGCUACACGGUCGCCGAACCAGGUGAAUACCGCGUCGGAAUCAAGUUCAAUGACCAACACGUGCCAGACUCGCCGUACAAGGUUUACAUCUCGCCGGCGCUCGGCGACGCUCACAAGCUCGAGGUGGCCCAAUUCCCCGACGCCGGAGUCCAGAUGGAGAAGCCAGCCGUGUUCUUAGUUCGCAAAAAUGGUGCCAAGGGAGAUCUGGACGGCAAGAUCGUGUCGCCGUCCGGAAUGGAAGACGACUGCUUCCUGCAGUUGAUCGACGCCGACACCUACUCCGUGCGGUUCAUGCCGCGCGAAAAUGGCAUCCACAACAUCCACUGCAAGUUCAACGGCGUCCACAUCCCUGGCUCGCCGUUCAGGAUAAAGGUGGGCAAGGAGGACGCUGAUCCGGCCGCCGUCCACGCUCACGGAAACGGACUCGAGAAGGUCAAAACUGGCCACAAGACGGACUUCAUAAUCGACACGUGCAACGCUGGAGUCGGCACCCUGGCCGUGACCAUCGACGGCCCUUCCAAGGUCUCCAUGGACUGCACGGAAGUGGAGGAAGGCUACAAAGUGCGCUACACACCGCUUGUGCCCGGCGACUACUACGUCAGCGUCAAAUACAACGGCUACCACAUUGUCGGCUCUCCCUACAAGGUGACAUGCACAGGUGACGACCUCGCGGAGAGAGGAGCGCAAGAAACCUCGUCGGUGGUGGUCGAGACUGUGCAGAAAAUUGGAAAGGGCAAACCUCUGGGGCCCGUGCUGCCUAACUUCAAGUCUGACGCCUCCAAGGUCACGAGCAAAGGCAUGGGUCUCAAGAAGGCCUACUUGCAGAAGCAGAAUCAGUUCACUGUCAGCGCAACAGAUGCAGGAAACAACAUUUUGUACGUGGGAGUAUACGGACCAAAGGGCCCCUGCGAGGAGGUGUACAUCAAGCACUUGGGCCGCAACAACUACCAGGUGAACUACGUGGUCCGGGAGCGCGGAGACUAUAUUGUGAUUGUGAAAUGGGGAGACGAGCACAUACCAGGGUCGCCCUACAAGGUCGACGUCUAAUUUCAAUCUAUCUGAUCAACGCCCAAGACAAUGAGGAUUAUUUUUGUAUGAGUCGCCUAACGCUGGAUGGAUGAAUGCUGCUGAGCAGAGUUUCACGCGCAAACCUGGUGUUGCUCCUCUCAGAUCACGCGCGCGCGCGCGACCACCUUUUUCGAGGUCGCCCGCCACGCACUAACACACACACAGAAUGGCAAAAUGUUGUUCGCAUUUAGAAAAGUAUCAUUAUAUCGAAUAAUUUAUUUUAUCUCCAGUGUUAUUGCUGUCGUUGUUGCUUAACUACGGUUUCAGUGCGUAUAGAUUUCUAUAUUUCUCUCUCGUUUUUUUUUGCCAUUCUCUGUAAAUAGCGCAAUUUUUGAAUCAAAGUGCCUACGUCGUACACGUUUUAAAUCGAUGGCCGAAGUGUUGUAUUCUCUCUGUUAUAUUUUAUGCUAAUUCUAUGCGGUAGAAGAGCUCAGUUUUAUUUCUACUAACAGCAGUAUCUUGCCAGCUCUUGUGUUCUACUCACACCUGCAAGCAGAUUCUCUUUCAAUUUUUAACGAGGGAAAUGAUCACUACACAAACAUGCAUACAUAUAUAAAUAUAUAUUUACCAUACAGGAAAAGUGCCUUGCAAGAUUUGCCGCUUGGGAGAUAUAUCAUUGUGAUUAAAGCUUAAUGAGAAUUACUGUCUAAGGAGAUCCAAAUUUGAAACUGUUGAUUGAAUUUUACUCUUAAUAUUGUGCAAUAUUGUUGUUUUAAUAAAUAAAAAUAAAUAAAUAAA